This is a messenger RNA of Zea mays, 2952 nucleotides long. Its product is annotated as type I inositol polyphosphate 5-phosphatase 4-like. Gene Ontology annotation, molecular function: inositol-polyphosphate 5-phosphatase activity; phosphatidylinositol-3,4,5-trisphosphate 5-phosphatase activity; phosphatidylinositol-4,5-bisphosphate 5-phosphatase activity. Lineage: Eukaryota; Viridiplantae; Streptophyta; Magnoliopsida; Poales; Poaceae. The transcript has 12 exons. Gene Ontology annotation, biological process: phosphatidylinositol dephosphorylation. Bases 639 to 2375 code for a protein of 578 amino acids. The record is from RefSeq and is a predicted model, not a curated record.
AGAUCAGGGCCGGUGAGUGUGACGGUGAGGGGGGUAUUGGUAUUGCAUCUCGCUGUCGCAUUGCACUUGCACGCACCACCAUACGCCGCACUGCUGAGCUCUACUACUCUACUACUCCUCCUACUCCUGUCUGUACAAACCUGUUCCGGCGUCUGGCUGUACCGCUAGUCUUCUUAACCCCUGGAGCGAGACGGAGGCCUACGGAAGAGAGAGAGGGAGGGAGGGAGGAGAGGGUAUUCAGAAUUUCAGGAGCAAAGUGCACAGCGGUGCUGCCUUGCCAGACAGCUACGGCGCUAGGCUGUGCUGCUGCCGAGGCGGGGCAUUCGUUCCUCCCCAGUACGAGGAGAGGAGGAAGAUUUGGUUGGUUGGAGGGGAGGGGGUGACAAUGGAUUCUUGAUCCCCGGCGCGGCUGGUUUGUUGCGGCAAGCUGAAGCAUUUCGCUCGGCAGUGGAUUCGGCCCAGGAUUCGCGGCUCCCGGGUCAGGAUCUUGCUCUGUGAGGCGAAAUCUGUGCGGGAUUUGAGGUUUCCUUCCUCCAACGACGCGCCCUGCCUUGUUAGGAGUCGAGGACGGAGGGUGUGGAGGAGGAGCGUCAGUUCUUCCAUUGCUGUGCUGUGCCGUUUCUGGGAGUUAUGAGACAAUGAGGGAAGACAUCAACAAGAAGAGCAAGCUCUCCUGGUCGAAAUCUCUCGUGAGGAAGUGGUUCAACAUCAAGACUAAGGCACAUGAUUUCCAUGCGGAUUGCGACGCCGCCCAAGGGAGGGACGGGCAUGGUGAUGAAUGGAGGACCAGCGGCUCAGAGAGGCAGGCAGGCGCCGCCAAGAAAAGCAGAACUGACCGGUCGUCGAAGCGGAGUAGUGUGGACAGAAUCCGAGGAGGGAAAAACGACUUGGAUGCGGCACGCCUCACAGAACUUCAGAAUUAUAGAAUCUUUGCCUCCACAUGGAAUGUCGGCGGUAAAUCCCCACCAAGGGGAUUGAAUCUUGAUGACUGGCUCCAUUCUUCACUUCCAGCUGAUAUCUAUGUGUUAGGAUUUCAAGAAAUUGUUCCUUUGAAUGCUGGAAAUGUUCUUGGCACUGAAGAUAAUCUCCCAGCGAAAAAAUGGGUCUCCCUUGUUAGGAGGACACUGAAUAAGAAUCCUGGUUCAUGCUGCUAUGGUGGCUAUCGCACGCCAUCUCCUGUCCCGGAUCCAGUUGUAGAACAAGAUGCUGAUUUUGAGGGAUCAUCGAGAAGGCACGACAGUUUAUCCUAUUUGCAUCGUCGGUCAUUCAACCUUAGCCGGAGUUUAAGAGUUGAAGGGAACCAUAUGCUGUCACACCCAAGAUUGGAUCGUAGGUUCAGUGUCUGUGACCCAGUUAGCUUGGGAGGCAGGCCAAGUGAUUUUGAUGGGAACUUCCCAUUCAUGGGAUCACCAGAUGAUCAUUGUAUCGAGGAGGAUACAAGCAACGGAGCACAUUUUUCACCCUUCCCAUAUGGCUAUGGUGUCUCUGCACCUAUGGAAGAAAAUGGUUAUCAUCCAAAUACACCGUCUAGGUACUGCUUGGUUGCCAGCAAGCAGAUGGUCGGUAUAUUUCUCACCAUUUGGGUACGCAGCGAAAUAAGAAAUGAUGUGAGGAACCUGAAAGUUUCUUGUGUGGGUAGAGGACUAAUGGGUUAUCUCGGAAAUAAGGGGUCGAUAUCCAUAAGCAUGUCUUUACACCACACCACCUUUUGUUUUAUCUGUUGUCAUUUGACCUCCGGUGAGAAGGAGGGAGAUGAACUCCGGAGGAACUCUGACGUCAUGGAAAUUCUAAGGAAGACUAGAUUUCCACAGGUCCGUGGUGCUGCUGAUGUCAAGUCACCAGAAACAAUUCUUGAACAUGAUCGUAUCAUUUGGCUUGGGGAUUUGAAUUACCGGAUCGCUCUUUCGUACUGCUCAGCUAAAGCUCUUGUUGAAAUGCAUAGCUGGAAGCAACUGUUGGAGAAAGAUCAGCUACGGAUAGAACGGAGAUGUGGGCGUGUUUUCCAGGGAUGGAAAGAAGGCAGGAUUUAUUUUCCUCCAACAUAUAAGUACUCAUUCAACUCAGACCGUUAUUCAGGGGUUCGGCCCAAAGAAAAGCGGAGAACGCCCGCUUGGUGCGAUCGCAUUCUGUGGCAUGGCAACGGUCUCAUGCAGCUGUCGUACGUUCGCGGAGAGUCUCGCUUCUCUGACCACAGACCAGUGUACAGUAUUUUCAUGGCCGAGGUCGAGAGCAUCCGGCACAGAAGGAGAAACGCGGGCUAUUUCAGCUCUAGGAUCGAGGUGGAGGAGCUCUUGCCAAACCCGUACAGUCAUCCGGCGUUUACAGCUUCCAGUCAGAUGGUUGAGAAUAAUCACACUGCACAGAAACUAACAUAAAGGCCAGCCGGGGCCGGGGGGAGUCACGUGCCGUGAUCUCACCACCACCCACCACCUACCGUCGUGGCGACACGCACUUGAAUGGUCAUGGCUCCUGAGAUAGUGAGAUGUGAUUGAGAAUUUAAGGCUGGUGGCUUUGACUUUUGGAAUCCUAGGUGAAGACUGAAGAGCAACCGUUCCUAUCUACCACAGUAUCUUACAUAAAUGUCGGCGUGGAAGGUGAAUCCGUACACGUAUUCAGUUGGAUCUGGUCCGGCAUGGAUUAGUAAUAUGAAAUGUGCAGCUGGCAAUUUCGCUGGUAAACGUUCAUGUGGGUUAUCAGGAACAUAGAAAAGCAAAAAGAAAAGAUGAGACGGGGAAUCGAUAGAUCUGUGCAAGAAGAGAAGCUGCAGAGACAGUGAAAGGUAAAGCGGCGGUAAAAAAAAAAGCAAAAGGGGAAGGUGACCCGGUGCCGGUGCUGCGUGUCUGUUCAUGCUUUUGACCGUUAGUCGUGUCGUGAACUGUGAACAUGGUGGCCUCUGUUCUGCCGCAUGGAUAAGUACGGUCUGGGUCCUGGACUCGGCGUCGAGACGACAUC